AUGGAGUACUGGAUAAGAUUAAACAAGACAGUGGAUGUUGCGAGUGAGUGUUUGAGGAGACAAGGUCGUAGUAUUGAGGACCCAGCCCAUGAGGUCACUAUGAUGUUUGUCAAACACUGCCCUGAUCAAUCUCUGUGCAAUGUGUUUAAGUACAAAUCAGCGGAUAAGUGGACUGCCGGUGAGAUCCAAGAGCGGCUGGAUGAGCAUCUCCAGGAGAGGAAGUCCCGUGCCAUCACAAUGAGGUCACAGAGGCCAGGCUCUGCUGUUUACCGGGCGCAGUCCCAAUGUGUGCCUAAUAUCGAUGCUUCUGGGGCAGAUGAGGUGCUGCCACAGAUGCAUUUUCCACCUCCUGUUGCGCCACCUAUGGCUUCUGCCUUUGAUGCGGACUGUAUGAAGAGAUUGGUGUGUGCUUUGGACAGGUUGGUUACUCAGCAGACACAGGUCCCUGUCAACUUCAGCCCUCCCACUGCCCUGCCCCAGCCCCCUAAAAGAGCAUGCAGAGUUUGUGGCACAAAUGAUCAUUCAACACUGUCCCACUGCAAAAGGGAGAACAGGUGCCUCAAAUGUUUGUCUCCUGGUCAUUGGAAGAAGGAUUGCCCUGUGCCUGGCAACCAGUAUCGUCCUCAUCCCUCCACUGCUCCCAGUCCACAGAACCAGACUUUAAACGGUUAG
Molecule: messenger RNA, 672 nt
Organism: Knipowitschia caucasica
Lineage: Eukaryota; Metazoa; Chordata; Actinopteri; Gobiiformes; Gobiidae
Source: the annotation of a GenBank genome assembly